Messenger RNA from Colletotrichum orchidophilum, 342 nucleotides. RefSeq lists its product as uncharacterized. The record is from RefSeq and is a predicted model, not a curated record. Bases 1 to 342 code for a protein of 113 amino acids. The transcript has a single exon. Lineage: Eukaryota; Fungi; Ascomycota; Sordariomycetes; Glomerellales; Glomerellaceae.
AUGUGUCUACCGAUCCGCAGAAAGAAGCAAAGGUCCAUCGAUGUGCAGUACAGACCAGGACCGGCAAUGAGCCGCACUCCAAACUACGGCACCAGGCCAUCGAGCAAUUAUCCUACCAGUGGCUACGGUGGAGGGAACGCCGGAGCAGUGGGUUGGGGUGGUGGAGGUCACCAUGGAGGUCACCAUGGAGGAGGCCACCAUGGAGGCCAUUAUGGAGGAGGCGGCUACGAUGGUGGUGGUGGUGGCGGAGGUGGAGGGGGCGGUGAUGGCGGCGGCGGCGGCGGCGGCGGUGGUGAUGGAGGAGGAGGAGGUGGUGAUGGAGGAGGAGGUGGUGGAUGCUAA